AUGGCAUCUUCUGACGACUCUUCGGAUCUCUCCUCUGUACCAUCUGAGGACGAAAGUUUACAAUUAACAAAAAAAGAUGGCAUUCUUAAAUUCUUCUCAAAAGCCCCAAAACCAACUGCUGCACGUAAAAUUGAGACUUCUCCACCACGACCAAAGAGAGAACCAUCACCACCUCAUGAAUAUGUUCUGGCAGAUAAUCCAGAUAUCGCCUUUAUCGUCAUGUUCCGUGCCCGGUUCAGUGAAGUAUUCCCGAAAUCUCUACCCAACUUUGGACCCCAAGAAUUGGAACACGCUGUUGUUGGUACUACGCCUGGGGAGCAUGCGGAGCAAUUUCUCUGCGCAUUAUUGGGGCUUCUCUUAAAUAGAAAGCAGGAUGUGAAAGCUGGACAUUAUAAUCGUGCUCUCGAGGAAGCCGUUCAAACACAUAAACUACAAUGGGCGAAGGAUUGGGAAAGCAAGAACCCUCUUUCUGGAGGGGCAACGUUCACUUCUAUGUCUCCUACAGAGCGGCUUACUCUACUACGUACCCUCAUACUCUGGUCCUUAGCCUCCUCCGACGUGGUUAAGGGUAUGAUUACAGCCUCAUACAAGCAAACUCGCCAUGAAGAUGAUUUGAACCAACCACUUUCUGUACAGCCUUGGGGAUCAGAUGCCGACAGACGUCGUUACUAUUUAGUGGAAGGUCUGGACGACACACACUUUAGAGUUUACAGGGAGAGCAACUAUACCGGCUUGAAGAGAACUUGGUGGAGCGUUGCAAGUGAUAUUGAUGAGUUGAAAUUGUUAGCAGAGAAACUAGUCAAGGACGAUGGUGGUCAAAAAGCCCGAACACUAAGUGGGAAAAUGCUUGCGGCAGUUCCACGUUUCGAGGCGACUGAAGAGAAACGAAAGAGAAGAGAAUAUCGACAAGCUCGCAAAGAGCAAUUUAAACGUCCUGAACCAAACUUCUCGAUGUAUGAAGGUCGUACCAGAGGAAAGCGCAUGAAGUACACGUACUCGGACGAUGAAGAUGAGGUCUUCUCUGACACUACUGGAUCCCGCCGUUCUACUCGAAACACUGGCAGCCACACCCCAGCUGAGCCAACGGGGCCUACUGUUACAUUAAGUGGUCGUCAGGUCAGAUCUCGUGUUGGUGGAGUUUAUGGUGAAAGCAUUAUCGGUGGGACGCAUGCUGCUGCGGAUAGUCGUGGAGACGUCGAACUGGGUGAAGAGUCAGAAGAGGUAACUUCUAGGCCACGCCGUGCUGGUGCUUCCAGUCGCGGUCGCGAUUGGGCUUCUAAGGGAAAGCACAUUGAGGGAUAUAACUCAGUGGACGAAAUGGACGACGAUGAGGAGGAGGAUGCUAGUGAGCAAGAUUAUGGCGAUGACGAGGAAGACGACGAUCAAGUAUCUCUAGCAAGCGAUGUUGAGGAAAUCGAAGAUGAGCCUGCAGAGGAGACCGAUGGAAUUGAACAAAUGGAGGAUGACGAAGACGAGCAGAAGAGCUUAAUUGUCAAGCUCCCAGUCAAAACUCCAACACCGGAGCAGAAGACUACGAUUAAACUUCAUCUAAGUCCACAGUCUAAAUCAAAUUCGGACAGCGUGGCUCCUCGACAGGAUCCAAGCCCACCUACAUCUACGGAAGUCACCAGUGAAGGGAAGGCUAUUUCGACCGAAGCCGAUAAGAAAACCAAGCCGAUUUCCAUCACGACGAAACCAAUUCAAACUCAACUCUCGCCUACUCUCACUUUCCGUGGUAGCCCUGAGAAAGCUUCCACCCUGCCACCAUCAAUCAAUGUCGGCUAUGGUGGGUCUUAA
Molecule: messenger RNA, 1797 nt
Organism: Botrytis deweyae
Lineage: Eukaryota; Fungi; Ascomycota; Leotiomycetes; Helotiales; Sclerotiniaceae
Exons: 5
Coding region: 1-1797 (598 amino acids)
Source: RefSeq, a predicted model, not a curated record